This is a messenger RNA of Penicillium verhagenii, 3501 nucleotides long. RefSeq names its product DEAD/DEAH box helicase. The transcript has a single exon. Bases 1 to 3501 code for a protein of 1166 amino acids. Gene Ontology annotation, molecular function: ATP binding; ATP-dependent chromatin remodeler activity. The record is from RefSeq and is a predicted model, not a curated record. Lineage: Eukaryota; Fungi; Ascomycota; Eurotiomycetes; Eurotiales; Aspergillaceae.
AUGGCCUCCAACCCAUCCAUGCUCUUGGAUCCCAAGGGCUACCAAAAGCAGCAGCUUAAAAACCGCGGUACUUCUUCCUCUUCUCCUUCUCCCUCUUCUUCCUGUCUCCAUCUUCCACCAUCCCAAGGCAAUAUGGAUACCUCCACAGAACCUAUGGAAUUAUGUUCUGCCCCGAUACUCAGAACCCAAGAAAAAACACCAGCUUCCUCAAUGCUUUCUUCCUCAAACGGUUCGGAUUUGGAGGCAACCGAACUACCCUGCUCACUUCCUUCUCUGACAGCCCCCUCGACACCGAACAACUCUGUCCCACAUUCCCCUUACUCGAUCGCUCCACCAGGAACUUCUCCCGCCGUUCAUUUUUCGGCAACCAUUCCGCGCAAGACGUCACCGAGUCCCGCGCCAAGUGACGCGCCGAAUGCCGAAGCAAACAUGACGGUGCAGUUUACAAGCGCCAAAGAUGAUGACAGUGAGGGCGAAAUGAAGAGGACAUUCAACGAGAUCAGCGAGAAGGAUGAGCCUGCUCGCCCACAUCAUUUGAUCGAGGACAUCUACGGCGUGGAAGAGCGCCGCCACCAACCGUCCAAGAAGAUGAAAAUAGAGGAAACUUCCAAGCCCGGGACACCAAUUCAGCAGAUUAGGACAUCAAAUGGUGGUGAUCUUAGUGAAUUCAUGAAACAACAUGAUACAAACGACGCUCCAUCCCCGGCAUCACCGGGUGUUGUGGAUUUGACCACGACUCCCCCAAAAGACAACACGGAUGACGACGAACUCCAGGUCACAGGCUCAAAUGAUCUCAGCACCCAGCGUGUAUGUUAUGGCAAAAUUCAAGGAGCCAUGAUCAACGCCCACUCCGUACCCUUUCCAACUUCCAAGGCCCACUUUCCCGAUCAGUGGGCUGUCAUCAAACUUGAACUUCACCGGGCCGAAGAGCCAAACAACAAACAGAUCGGGGUUUCAGACCAUACUAAGAAUGUCUUUGGCUUCGUGGAUCCCAAAGUAGCCCAAGCCCUCUGUCCAUUACUUGACUCUCCUAUCUUCUCGCUGGAAGUCUCGGCACGGUUGGACAUGCGACCAAUGCUCCCCGGUGAGACCCCCGGUGAACCUACAUCGGCGUCUUAUCGGGCCUCCCUGACUCUGUAUGGGGAGCGCCAACGUGCAGAGAUUGUUGGCAAAUGUCUUAGUCAACACAAUAUCUGGCUUGCCCAUCCCCCCAUUGUGGAGAAAGGCACUCCUCUCUGGAACCCUCACGAUGAGAUAAGACGAGCUAGAGAUGCAGCCACAGCUGCAGCAAAUAAUGGCCCGAGAGACCGUCCGAUAGGAGUCAGGUACGAAAGUCGAACGGCGGAGGAAAUCACCGACUCUGUGACCAAAAUGUUCAACCAGCUCGUCAGCGCGGAUGUUCCCACAAUGGAUCCGCCUGACGAUGUUGUGACACCCCUUCUCCAUCAUCAACAGCAAGCAUUGUGGUUCAUGAUGGAAAAAGAAAAGCGCCGCCGGUUUGGGCCGGAAGAAGCCGAUAACAACUCACUUUGGCGUCUCCAACGCAACUCCAAUGGCCAAGAUGAAUACAAGGAGAUCAUAAGUGGGACAAUUUUUGUCGGUGACGAGCCCCCGCAAGUCCUUGGGGGCUUGCUGGCUGACAUGAUGGGUCUCGGGAAGACAUUGAGCGUACUUGCUUUGGUCGUGUCGUCGCUUCCAGCGGCACAUAGAUGGGAGAAAGUGGUUCCGAGUCGCCCCAUAUCCCGCCAGGUUCCAGGCAUACGCAACACCCGAACGACACUCCUGGUGGCGCCUUUAAGUGCUGUUAAGAACUGGACAAUGCAGGUCGAAGAACAUCUGAAACCGGACGCGCUUAAAUUCUAUGUCUUCCAUGGAUCGGCUCGAACUACCGACCUACAGGAACUUGCCAGCUACGAUCUUGUAAUCACAACUUACAGCACAGUCCUCAGUGAACUUUCGUCGCGUGUCGGGCGUGAAAGUCCUCUCACUAAAAUGAACAUGUUCCGCAUCGUUCUGGACGAGGCUCACAUCAUCCGAGAGCCAAGCGCUCAGCAGACCAAGGCGAUUCUUAGUCUGAAUGCGACGCGCCGUUGGUCAGUAACAGGAACUCCCGUCCAGAACCGUCUUGAAGACCUUCAUUCUGUUCUGAAGUUUCUGCGCCUGGCCCCGUAUGAUGACAGUACCCAUUUCAAGCAGUUCAUAUUAAGCCGGUUUAAGCUUGGUGAUCCCACAGUUCUCACCAGUCUUCGGGUCUUGAUUGACUCGUUCACACUGCGUCGAGUCAAAGACAGAAUCAACCUGCCUGACCGAGAAGACAAGUUGAUCAUGCUGGAGUUCUCUGAGAAGGAGCGGCAUUUGCACGAAUACUUCCGUACCGAGUCUAACGCCAUGAUGAGCCAUCUUGUGGGCGAUAACAAGACCAAGAUGGGAGGCCGCAUGUAUCACCACGUGCUGAAAGCCAUGAUGUUGUUGCGUCAGGUCAGUGCUCAUGGUAAAGAACUUCUCGACAAGGCAGAUCGGGAACGAAUCAAGGGUCUCAGUGUCAAUGACGCUAUAGAUUUGGAGGAGAAUGAGUCAGAUGACGGCAGUACUGCUGCUAAGGAGAAGAAAGCAUAUGAUAUGUACGCCUUGAUGAAAGAGUCAUCGGGUGAUCACUGUGCCCUGUGCAGAGAGCAUCUUGACGAACCUCUCACCAGUUCCGGGGACGUUGACGUUCAUGCACCCAUGGCUAUUUACUUACCAUGCUUUGACAUGCUUUGCCCUUCUUGUUUCUGGUCUUGGAAUGAAUACCAUUUCAAAAAAACAGGACAAGUUCAGUGCCAAGUCUGUGAUGGCUGGGUCGUGAGGAGUUACACUCUGCUGACGCCAUCCAUUAUUACAUGGUUUGAUACUUCAAAGCCUGAAGGGUCAGAACGCAAGCAAGGCAAGGUACUAGGGGACUAUGAAAAGCCGCAUACGAAAACCUUGGCCCUUGUCGAUCACCUUCAAGCAUCUCUUGCUGAAAGCACCACCUUGGUGGGAGAACCUCCCAUCAAGAGUGUGGUGUUUUCUGCCUGGACCACCCAUUUAGAUUUGAUCGAGAUCGCUCUCAAGGAUAACGGGCUGGACUCAUUUACCCGACUAGACGGCUCGAUGACUCUUGCAGCCCGAGGAAGUGCCUUGGAUGCCUUUGCCAAAGACGACAGCAUCACCAUUCUGCUGGCCACAAUCGGUGCAGGUGGCGUUGGACUGAACCUCACGUCUGCAUCCCGAGUUUAUAUCAUGGAGCCGCAGUAUAACCCGGCAGCUGUUGCGCAGGCUGUGGAUCGCGUGCAUCGUCUUGGUCAAACUCGUCCCGUGACGACCGUGCAGUUCAUCAUGAAAAACAGCAUUGAGGAAAAGAUCAUGGAGCUUGCGAAGAAGAAACAACAGCUUGCCGAUAUGAGUAUGAAUAGAAGCAAGGCGGACAAGAGGGAGGCCCAAGAGCAACGCAUGGAGGAAUAUCGGGAACUUUUCAAGUGA